Cynoglossus semilaevis (tongue sole) is the source of this 2814-nucleotide messenger RNA. RefSeq names its product MAGUK p55 subfamily member 2-like. Gene Ontology annotation, molecular function: protein binding. The coding region runs from base 354 to 2015 and encodes 553 amino acids. The transcript is spliced from 14 exons. Lineage: Eukaryota; Metazoa; Chordata; Actinopteri; Pleuronectiformes; Cynoglossidae. The record is from RefSeq and is a predicted model, not a curated record.
UUUUUGGAAACAUUUUAUUUUUUUAAGACUUUUGUGGGAAAUUAUUGGAUGUCAGUGAUGAUCAAAGGUGAAAGUUCCUAAAAAAUAUGAUUUUUUUUUUAAGCUUUACUGCAUGUUUUGGGCAAAAAUUGCACUUUUACUCAAUUUUGGGAUUUUUUUUUUUUAGACUUUUUAGGGGAAGCUUUUAUUUUUUUGCCGGAAGUCGUGUGUGGCUCUUCCGCUGUAAUUGACGCUGUUCUCGACGCUGACGACUGUGAGAAACCAGACGACAACAAUACGCGCACGACUCAACCGAAGCAGCGCGAAAGUCUUGGGGUUUUUUUUCGUACCGAAGGAUUGACUGAGGCUCUACCAUGCCUGUAGCCUCCACCAGGACAGAACCUGCGCCCCAGGCGUUGGACAUGAUGAGUGACAGUACGACCAGCUCCACCACAGCCAACGACCUGGACCUGCUCUACCUCAAAGGCAUCAUGGAGAAUCCUCUGGAGCUGGAGGAGAGUCUGAAGGAGGUCCGACCGUCGCCCGUCAGGGACAACAACGUGGAGCUCCUGCAGGAGAUCCUCAGAGACCUGGACCCGUUCACGCAGCAGUCCGACACCGCGGCCGAGCUCACCCACAUACUCACCCAGCCUCAUUUCCAGUCGUUACUGGAGACGCACGACUCGGUGGCGUCGCAGACGUGUGACAGCCCCCCCCCCAGCCCCUGUGAUCUGGUGGACCAUGAACCAGAGGAAGGCCCCACACACAGCGUGCAGCCCCCGCCUGAGGCUAUACGCAUGGUGGGCAUACGGAAGGUGGCGGGGGAGCAUCUGGGGGUGACAUUUAAGGUGGAGGGGGGUGAGCUGGUGAUCGCCCGUAUCCUCCACGGUGGCAUGGUGGACCAGCAGGGACUGCUGCAUGUUGGUGACAUCAUCAAAGAGGUGAACGGACGGGAGGUGGGUCGUGACCCCAGGGUUAUCCAGGAGGAGCUGCAGGCAGCCAGUGGAAGUAUUCUUCUGAAGAUCCUGCCCAGUUACCAUGAGACCUUCUCCCCACGACAGGUGUUCUUCAAGUGUCACUACGAUUACGACCCGGCCAACGACAACCUUAUCCCAUGUAAGGAGGCGGGAUUGAGGUUCGAGACGGGCGACAUCCUCCAGAUCGUCAACCAGGACGAUGUCAACUGGUGGCAGGCUCGUCACGUUGAGGGUGGAAACACGGGGCUGAUCCCCAGUCAGAUGCUGGAGGAGAAGAGAAAGGCGUUUGUCAAGCUGGACGUGGAGCUUCCUCCAGCAGGAAAUCUUUGCACUGGUGUUGGAGGAAAGAAAAAGAAGAAGAUGAUGUACGUGACCACCAAGAACGCAGAGUUUGACAGACAUGAAAUACUGCUGUAUGAGGAGGUGGCCAAAGUGCCGCCUUUCAAGAGGAAAACUCUGAUUCUGAUUGGUGCCCAGGGUGUGGGGAGGCGGAGACUGAAGAACAAGCUUCUGCUCUUGGAUCCACAUCUGUUCGGCACCACCAUCCCAUAUACCUCCAGGAAGCCCAAAAAGGGGGAACACGAGAGUCGGAUGUACGCCUUCACCAGCCGCAGCAAGAUGGAAGCCGAUAUAAAAAAUGGACGCUACCUGGAACACGGCGAAUACAACGGCAACCUGUACGGGAUCAAGACUGACUCCAUACACGAGGUGGUGGAGGCCGGCCGCGUCUGCAUACUGGACGCCAACCCUCAGUCUCUCAAAGUGCUGAGGACGUCAGAGUUCCUGCCCUACGUGGUCUUCCUCCAGUCUCCGGAGUUCGAGGUUCUGAAGGCCAUGAACCACUCUGCAGUAGAGGCCGAGGUCGUGACCCAGACGCUCACGGAUGAAGAACUACAGAGGACAUGUAAAGACAGCGCCAAGAUCCAAGCAGCGUUCGGUCACUACUUCGACCUGAGCAUCGUCAACGACAACCUGGACGAGACCUACCGUACCGUCAAGGUCGCUCUGGAGACCGUGUCCAAAAACCCCCAGUGGGUCCCUGUCACCUGGGUGUUCUAGGACUGGAGCUGCGGAGGCCAGAGGUCAGAGGUCAGGGGUCAGGGGAGUGUGAAGACAGAGAGAGCUGAAAACAUAGCACUGUGUGAAAAAUGGAUGGAAACAUCCAGAAAUACACAGGUGUGUUGGUCAGAACUGGAGGAAUGAACCGGUCAAUGAGUGUGUGUGUGUGUGUGUGUGUGUUUUUUCUACAUUUUUGUGCCAAACCUGAUGCUCAUCAUCAGCGUAAAAAUCAUUGUUUACACUCCAGAAAAAUGAAGCUAUAACUUUGGAUUCAAAUGUGUUUCAUACUUUUCACAUUUAAAACGACGACAUCGUUUCACCGACGUGGUUCACAGAUGUGAAAUUCACGGUAAAUUUAAACUUUAUUUCUCUUCUAUUUAAAGUGCAUGAAAAUUUCCCCACAUUUUUUUCACACGUGUUUCGUCGUCUCGGUUUCGCGCCGUUCGUAGUUAGCAGUUGCGUCGAUUCACGCCGUCUGAGAUCGUUGCCUCGUCCUGUCACUGCUGUGGUGACGAGGACGACGUCGGUCGGAACGCGGCACGGUGGCCUUUGAGUGAACAGCACGACACCUAGAACUUUUGUGUCUUUUUUGUCUGUGGUUUUUUUUUUUUUCCGUUUUCGUCCAGAACGUGUGACGUUGUCCGUGGUGCCAAACAUGAAACUCUUUUAAAGAUCUUUUAUUACGGCAGCUGCUGAAGACGAUUUAAUGUGAAAUAAUCUGUUUGUACAGACGAGAUGUUGAAGCACUGACACAUUAGUGACGCUCAGAGCAGGGAUUCGUUUAAAACAUUGGAAAAAA